Paramormyrops kingsleyae is the source of this 1065-nucleotide messenger RNA. RefSeq names its product protein PET117 homolog, mitochondrial (gene pet117). Gene Ontology annotation, biological process: mitochondrial respiratory chain complex IV assembly. NCBI's taxonomy places the organism in Eukaryota, Metazoa, Chordata, Actinopteri, Osteoglossiformes, Mormyridae. The record is from RefSeq and is a predicted model, not a curated record. Gene Ontology annotation, cellular component: mitochondrion.
CGAUUCCAUCCGGGUCUGUGACGUAGCACAGACCCGAACCUUACGGUUCACGCAGAGCUGAAAAUCCUUGUUUGUCGCCGGAGGAGAACAGGGUCUCACCAUGUCCACGGCUUCGAAAAUGGUCCUGGGUGUAUCGGUUGGUCUCACCCUAGCUACCGUGAUUGGCGUGCAUGUCAAACAGAACUGGGAGAGAGCGAGACUUCGCGAGGGAGUCGUCCGAGACUUGGAGAGGCUGGAGCGAAAGAAAGCAAACCUGCGGCAGCUAGAGGAGCAGAUCGUCCUUACCAAGCGGUUGGAGGCAGAGCGUGAUCAAGGAGCAGCCGCAUCGCAGGGACCCUAGAUGUGGAUACCUGAGUGCUGGUGGGGGCUAGGGCGGCCUCAUCGUCUGCGUAACUGCAUAAACGUGCUGAAUGGAUUUUAGCCACAAACUGCUUCAUACAAAGUGGAUUAUGUUCCAUGAGAUGAGCAGGUUUCCGUACUUCGUAUUGUAUGUUUUUGUGCUGUGAGGAUAUUGGAGAGUAUCCCAUCUUUCAUGGUGUUUGGUCUCCAGGCUGUAGUAGCAACCAACUGGUCGUUGAACUGCACGUGAGGCCAGAUGGCGAUUUUCAUUUUGGCCUCCAGGGGGCGCAAGGGCCAUGAAUGUGACGCAAAAGCAGGCCCGCGAAAGCCGGCAUUAGUCUGCUAUGAAGACCACAGAUUUUCAGUGUAAUGAAGAACUAAUUCCAUCAUGUUGUUCCUCACAGGAACCCUGAUGUGGACAGUAACACACAAUUAAACUUUUUGUGCUUUUCUUCUGACAUACUGUUGAUUUUCAUUUAAAUUAGAAAGUUCAGCUAAAGUUUAACCACUGUCAAUCAUUAUGAUGAAGUUGUGGCAGUUUUAUGACUCAAGAGUUUUAUAUAAUGCCUUAAGUAUCAGUUUACUGGUCCACAGGUUCAGGCAUUAUCUCAACAUUUUGGGUCUUCUGUCAGUUUUGAAACAACCUUACGAAAUAUUUAAAGCAGUAAUUGCUUCAUAAGCAUCAUCUCUAAUAAGCUCAUGAUAUCUGUGCAUAAUCAUCCCUAU